AUGGACUGCUUCCAUAGCACAACUGCACCACAAAUCGUAUAUUCCUACGACGCAGCCCUCGUUGGCUCCACCUCAUGGGACGUGUCGCCCGCCCACAGUAACACGCACGACGUUCGCAUCCCCAUGCACGUCCCGCACUGGCGCACGGAAAGCCUCAUGCCGCAACCGUACCCCAACACAGCCUGCACGCCCGCCUCACUUGCCCAGAUCCCCUCCGCCAUCCUCCCGCCCGACGCUCAAGAUUACCUCGGCGCCCGCCUUGCCCUCUUCUCCGAAGCCCCAUCCCGUAUCCGCCAGUGGCUCCACAUGCUCGCACACCCUGCGCACGUAGUGCGCAUCGAGCCCGCACUAGACCCCUCUCCCGCGCCUCCACCUGCACAGGACAUGCUUUACGCCUCUCCAUCCAGCACACACGGCUCAGACGCAUUCUCCAGCCCCGCCUCUACGAGGGCGUCCGACGCGCUCCCGUGGCUCCCUGCCCCGUACACCGUGCCCGACGCGCGCACGGCGAGCCUGCAGUGCCAGUGGGACGGCUGCACGCAGCGCUUCGCGACCACGCGCUUCGGCGACAUCGAGGCGCACCUCCGCGCCGCGCAUUUUGCGCCGGCCGCAUGGGACGCCGACCGUCGCGGGCACUGCCGCUGGGCGGGCUGCGAGCGCGACAAGACGCUCUUCUUCAAGAGCUUCGCGAAGCACAUCGCGACGCGCCACCUGCGCUCGACCGCUACGGGGUGUGCGGUGCACGGGUGCGGGGAGCGCUUCACGCGCGCGGACUCGAUGGCGCGCCAUUUGAUGAAAGUGCAUGGCGUUGGCCUCCAGGACUGA
Messenger RNA from Fibroporia radiculosa, 825 nucleotides. RefSeq lists its product as uncharacterized. Bases 1 to 825 code for a protein of 274 amino acids. The record is from RefSeq and is a predicted model, not a curated record. The transcript is spliced from 2 exons. Lineage: Eukaryota; Fungi; Basidiomycota; Agaricomycetes; Polyporales; Fibroporiaceae.